This is a messenger RNA of Wyeomyia smithii (pitcher-plant mosquito), 2134 nucleotides long. RefSeq lists its product as uncharacterized. Gene Ontology annotation, biological process: SCF-dependent proteasomal ubiquitin-dependent protein catabolic process. Bases 140 to 1834 code for a protein of 564 amino acids. NCBI's taxonomy places the organism in Eukaryota, Metazoa, Arthropoda, Insecta, Diptera, Culicidae. Gene Ontology annotation, molecular function: protein binding. The transcript is spliced from 2 exons. The record is from RefSeq and is a predicted model, not a curated record. Gene Ontology annotation, cellular component: SCF ubiquitin ligase complex.
GUUAUCUGGCUGCCGUCUGUUUUGUUAUGAUUAUUCGGUGUUUGUAUUUUGCCCCGUACGGAGCUGAAAAUUGCGUUCAGUUGCUCAGGUGUGAGAAAGGUAAUAAAAAAAAAGAACGGUUCAUUAGAAAAUUAGUGCAAUGUCGUGGGACCAAUUACCGUUCGAAAUUUACGUGAAUAUUUUCAAGAAUCUUAACUUUUGGGACCGUAAGCCACUGUCGUUGGUUUGUCGCCGCUGGAAUGAGGCCGUUUUCUCGAGAUCCCUCUGUCGCAGCCUUUGUAUCGAGCUUAGUCGCGGUGAUUGGAGUACGGCAGGUGCGGGGGGUGACAUUGAAAAGGUGAGAGUCGUUGACGAUGCCGUUGUGGAGGCCAGUGAACGGGACUAUCGGGUGGUUUAUGUGAAGUGGUGUAAGGAUUCCAAUCCGGCCCUGCUGGUGUCUAUUGACCGACUGCUGCGGGAACUGCAGGACAAGUGCCAGCUUGAGGGUAUGAUUAUCGAUGCACCCCUCGGGCCGCAGUUGGUGAAUUUUUUUCGCACGCAUGGCGAACUGCUGACGCGUGUUCGCAAGCUUCAGGUGUCUACUGAAUGUACGGAUAGCCGACUGCGGUUGGACCGAUGUUGGCUUCGGAUGGAUCAACUGGAGUCACUCUUUUGGAGGGAGAUUGUUCCCAACGACCAGCUGGAAGGCCAGAGGCCUUUGAUUCUGUUGGACGCUCCCAAUCUUACCUCGGCAAUAGUGCGGUUUGGUGAUUCGGAUUCUGAUCACGGGAUUAUGUGGCACAGUAGCUUCCUCGAGCUGGACCGCAGUUGUCGUUUGAACAGCUUGAAAAUCCAUCUGCAUUCCCGGAUGUGGGAAAAGUUUUUCGAGCAGCAGCUGAAUUGCCUUCAGGAGUUGACGCUUUUUCAUAAGACUACUAAUCUGGAAGCUCGUGACUGGAACGGAAUCUUUGCCAAUAUGUCCAAUCUAAAAUUGAUUCAGCUUUGGGAGGUAAAUGAUACCAUUGUGGAAGCGAUCCAUCGCUGCUGUUCUAGCUUACGCGUUCUUCUGCUAGAGAACAUAGACUUAACUGGACGGUUUCUGUCCACCGAUAGAAUAUUUCCUCACCUGGAACAUUUGCGCUUGGAGUCGGGGAAAAUCCGAAGCAGCGGCACGCUGUGCCUUCCGCUGUUGCAGCAACUCGAGUGGUUUAAUGUUAAAAAUCAGGACGGUCACACGUUGGCAAUAUUCGCACCAAACUUGCGCAUUCUUGGUCAGGCCAAGUAUGGUGCACCGGAUUUUACCCUCUUCUCGAACAACGUUCCACCGGCCGCGUUGGAAAAACUACAGCUCGAUCUGUACGCUUCCGACAUUCCGGACCAUCUGCUGGCCCGUUCCUUUCCGCUGCUACGGGAGCUAAAUGUACGCGUUAGCUCGGCUCGUCCCGAGCUGGAUCGGGUUAUGCCCAAUUUCCGUAACAUCACGGAGUUCACCAUGAUUGCCUACAACGCUCCGCUGCAGUGCGACGCACUGUUGAAUCAAAUGUUCAAACACUGUGAACAUGUUACCGCGUUGACCCUGUGCGGGUUCAAUCCGAACCUCGAGCUUUCGUUUCCCGUGUUUGCGCAGAUUUUUCGCAACCGUAAUCUGAAGUCGCUGAAGAUGUUCGGUCUAACCAUCACGGGGCACUCGUGUCCAGUAUCACUGCCACCGGGCCUGAACCAGUUCGAUCUGCGGUACGUCAAGGUGAUGGACGUCGCCUUCGGGGCGUACGUUUUUCCACCGGAUGGGCCGUUUCCUGUGAUUUGCAACAAAACGGACGAGUUUUGCUGCUACUUUUCCAAGGAUUGUGAUUAGCAAUUAGCUUUUGCGUGGUGAUGAGAGGCGUAAUUGUUUUCUUUAUUUGUAUAAAUUUUAGAAGCUUAGAAGUAGGUUCAUUGCGCGAUUCGACAAUUAUCUUAAUUUUGGCACAAAUUUAUUUGUGUAUCAAUUGUAAUUUGUUACCAUUGAAAAUAAAUAAUAUUUUUACUUCGGUUUUUCAGGAUUGUCAUGCAUUAUUAGAAAAAUAUAUAUGUAAUAGCAUAAAAUCAAAUGAAUUUAUGUUCAAAUCCAAAAUGUGUGAAUUGGUGGAAUAAAUUACACUCGAAUAUAUCGUAA